Molecule: messenger RNA, 4940 nt
Organism: Telopea speciosissima
Lineage: Eukaryota; Viridiplantae; Streptophyta; Magnoliopsida; Proteales; Proteaceae
Product: DNA-directed RNA polymerase V subunit 1
Exons: 18
Coding region: 46-4911 (1621 amino acids)
Biological process (GO): DNA-templated transcription
Cellular component (GO): RNA polymerase II, core complex
Molecular function (GO): DNA binding
Source: RefSeq, a predicted model, not a curated record
AACAAUCUUAGGUAAAGCUCGCCUCGCUCUCAAUUUGCAGGUGUUAUGAUAGCAGAGAUGGAGGAGACACUUUUAUCACCACUUGUUGUAGAUGGAAAAAUAAAUGACAUCAGAUUUAGUUUAGCAACACCUCAGGAAAUUUGUACCUCGUCCAUCAGUGAUUGUCCUGUUACCCAUCCUAGUCAGCUCACAAAUCCUUUCCUUGGUCUACCUCUAGAAUCGGGUAAAUGUGAAUCUUGUGGUACUGCUGAACCUGGACAGUGUGAAGGUCAUUUUGGAUUCAUUCAAUUACCUGUCCCAGUAUAUCAUCCUUGCCAUGUUAGUGAACUGAAACGUGUGUUAAGCCUAUUAUGUUUGAACUGCUUGAGGAUGAAGAAGAGGAAGGUCAAGGACACUCGUGAAAAUGAUAGGUCCUCAAAUGCACCAUGUGCAUAUUGUCCGGAUUUCCCUCAACUGUCUAUAAAAGAGAAGAAGAAAGAUGAUGUACUUUAUUUGGAAUUGGUGCUUCCGCCCAGGUCAAGGUUACGAGCUGGUUUCUGGGAUUUCUUAGAUAGAUAUGGGUACCAUUACGGUGAUAACGUUCGACGGAGUUUGCUUCCUAGCGAGGCUCUUGAAAUUCUUAAAAGAAUUCCUGAGGAGACCAGAAAGAAGCUUGCUGGGAAAGGAUGCUUUUCUCAGUAUGGGUAUAUUUUGCAGUAUUUACCUGUUCCUCCAAACUGUUUAUCUGUGCCUGACAUUUCUGAUGGAAUUAGUAUCAUGUCUACUGAUCUUUCUGUAUCACUGCUUAAGAAAGUCCUCAAGGAAGUUGAAACCAUUAGGAGUUCAAGAUCAGGGGCUCCCAAUUUUGAGUCUCAUGAAAUUGAAGCUAAUGGGUUGCAGUUAGCAAUUGCACAAUACCUUCAUUUUAGGGGUUCUUCCAAGGCAUCUCGAGAUAUGAAUUCAAGAAUUGGGAUCAGUAAAGAGAUAAAUAACUCCUCUACAAAAGAAUGGCUUGAAAAGAUGAGAACAUUGUUUAUCAGAAAGGGAUCUGGGUUCUCUUCACGCAGUGUGAUAACGGGUGAUGCAUAUAAAGGGAUUGAUGAAAUUGGUCUACCGCUAGAUAUUGCCCAAAGGAUUACAUUUGAGGAGAAAGUUAGCAUACACAACAUGGAGCAUUUGCAAAAGUUGGUGGAUAAUAAAUUGUGUUUAACAUAUAGAGAUGGUGCAUCCACAUAUUCACUGAGGGAAGGAUCAAAAGGUUAUACAUCUUUGCGAGUUGGCCAAGUUGUCCAUCGGCGAAUUAUGGAUGGGGAUAUUAUUUUCAUUAAUAGGCCGCCAAGUACACACAAGCACUCAUUGCAAGCAUUUUCAGUUUAUGUUCACAAUGACCACACUGUCAAGAUCAACCCUCUCAUUUGUGGGCCCUUUGGAGCUGAUUUUGAUGGUGACUGUGUUCAUUUAUUCUAUCCUCAGUCUCUUGCUGCAAAGGCCGAGGUGUUGGAGUUAUUUUCUGUAGAGAAACAGUUGUGCAGCUCUCAUAGUGGGAACCUGAACUUGCAAUUGGUCAAUGAUUCUCUAUUGUCACUGAAGCUUAUGUUCAAGAAAUAUUUCUUUGACAAAGCUGCUGCACAACAAUUAGCCAUGUUUGUUCCAAAUGGCUUUCCAGAACCUGUCUUGCUGAAGGCUUGCUGUUCUGGAGCUAUGUGGACUGCUUUACAUACUUGUUUUUACUGUUCUGGGGAGAGACACUUGAUUCGUGAAAGUGAGUUGUUGAAAGUUGAUUUUAAUAGAGAUGUGCUUCAGUCCUUGUUCAAUGAGGUUAUUUCUUCUGUUUUCUUUCAGAAGGGUUCAAAAGCAGCUGUCAAGUUAUUUAAUUCUGUACAGCCUCUGCUGAUGGAAAAUAUUUUUUCAGUAGGUUUCAGUGUUUGCUUGAAAGAUUUCUUCAUUCCCAAAGUGGACACUCAAGAUCUUCAAAUGCGUGUUCAAGAUAUGUCACCUUUGUUACUUCACUUGAGAUCAACAUAUAAUGAAUUGGUAGAGCUACAAGUUGAAAAUCACUUGAGAAGCCUAAAACUGCCAGUUGUAAACUUCAUUUUGAAAUUAUCCACACUGGGCAGUUUAAUUGACUCAAAAAGUGAUUCAGCUAUUACAAAGAUCGUCCAACAACUUGGUUUCUUAGGCAUGCAACUUUCGGAUAGGGGAAAGUUUUACUCAAAGACCUUAAUUGUUGAUAUGACUUUGUUUUUCCAGAGCAAAUAUCUUAUUAAUGGAGUUGAAUACCCGUCUGAGGCAUUUGGUCUUAUAAAGAACUGUUUCUUUCAAGGUUUGAACCCUUAUGAGGAGUUGGUCCAUUCUAUUUCUUCUAGGGAAGUGCUUGUUCGUUCAUCUAGAGGACUAACUGAACCUGGAACACUGUUCAAGAAUUUGAUGGCCAUUCUUCGGGAUGUUGUUAUAUGCUAUGAUGGGACCGUGAGAGAUGUCUGUAGCAAUUCUGUGGUCCAAUUUGAGUACGGUGGGGAGGCUGUAACUAAUCCCAAGAGCUUCUAUGCUGCUGGUGAGCCUGUAGGUGUUUUAGCUGCAACUGCAAUUUCAAAUCCUGCAUAUAAGGCAGUUCUUGAUUCUUCUCCAAGUAGCAAUUCAUCUUGGGAAAUGAUGAAGGAAAUACUACUUUCCAGAGUUAAUUUCAUGAGUGAGCCAAUUGAUCGACGUAUAAUUCUGUACCUGCAUGACUGCGGUUGUGGGAAAGAUUAUUGUAGGGAAAAUGCCGCAUGUAUAGUUCAGAAUCAGUUGAAGAGAGUCAGCCUGAAGGAUAUAUCAGUUGACUUUAUGAUUGAAUAUCAAAAGCAACGAACUUCGUCUGGGAGUUUGGAAAGAAAUGCUGGCGUUGUUGGUCAUAUUCAUCUUGACAAGAUGCAGUUGAAGUCACUGAACAAGAGCAUGCAUGAGAUUCUUCAAGAAUGUCAGGAGACUAUCAAUUCCUUCCGGAAGAGGAAAAAGCUUGCUUAUCUUUUUAAGAUGACUUUGUUGACUGUCAGUGAAUCUUGCUGUCUUCAACAAUCAACUGAUGAGAAAUGGACCGAGUUCCCAUGCUUACUGUUCUUUUUGCAAGAUACAAGUGCUGAUGCAUUGGAAAGUAACUCACAAAUCCUGGCCAACAUCAUCUGCCCUGUUCUGUUGGAGACAAUUGUUAAAGGUGACCCUCGAGUAAACUCAGCCAACGUGAUAUGGAUUAGUCCAGAUACCAAGACAUACGCUUGCAAGACUCAAAAGGGUGAGGUGGCUCUGGAAGUUUUGCUUGACAAAACGGUUGUCAAGAAAAAUGGUGAUGCUUGGAGGAUUGUUAUGGAUUCCUGCCUUCCUGUAAUCCAUUUAAUUGAUACAAGGAGAUCAAUUCCUUAUGGGAUAAAGCAAGUCAAGGAAUUACUUGGUAUUUCAUGUGCAUUUGAUCAAGCAGUUCAGCGCCUCUCAACAUCUGUGAAGAUGGUUACAAAAGAUGUACUCAAAGAGCACCUUAUACUCAUUGCUAAUAGCAUGACAUGCACUGGUGAUUUGAUUGGUUUCAAUAGAGGAGGUUACAAAAGCCUAUUUCGCUCUUUAAAUGUCCAAGUACCAUUCACGGAAGCCACACUAUUUACACCGAGGAAAUGUUUUGAAAGGGCUGCUGAAAAGUGUCAUUUAGAUUCUUUAUCGAGCAUAGUUGCAUCAUGUUCUUGGGGUAAACAUGUUGCAAUUGGCACUGGAACUAAUUUUGAGAUCUUAUGGAACAACAAAGAGAUGGGAGUGAACCAAGACAGUGGAAUAGAUGUGUAUAAUUUUCUUCAGUUGGUCAGAAGUUCAAAUGAAGUAGAAUCAAGCGGUGCAUGUCUUGGUGGAGAAAUUGAUGAUCUUAAGCUGGAAAAUGGUGACUUGGAGUUCAAUUUAUCCCCAAGGUGCAACUCUAACUUUGAUAGGCCAAUCUUUGAUGAAGCUGAAGUUGUAUGCAGCUUGGACGAAAAGCAAAUGCCAGAUAAAGGAAAAUCUAAUGUCUCAAAUUGGGAAUGUGCUUCCUCUUUACCUGUUGAAUCAAGUGGUUUCAGAGGAUGGAACACUAAUGAACGUCUAGAUUCAGAGAAUGCUGAUGCUGGAAAUCCGAAAUUGAAUGUUUGGGAUAGUUGGGGAACAGAUAAGGCUCAAACACAGGGUAAUUGGGGAACAGAUAAGGAUAAAGCACAAGCAAGCCGUUCCACAAAUCCUUCGGUGGAUUCUUCUAGAUCCGGUGGAUGGAAUUCCCUAGAGGCUAUUCAUUUGGAGCCAUCCAAUGAUUUGGGAAAAUGGGAUGAAGAACCACAUACGAGUGGCACCAAUAAAAAUGAAUCACAAGCUCAGUUGGGCCAACAAAGAGAGUCACGCAGUUGGGGUGCUACUGUGGCUGAACUACCAUUAAGUGAAACUGUAAGUUCACAAGGGUGGGGCUCUCAAAAUGUCAGUGACUGGACCACAAAUGAACUUGAAUUUCAGGACAGAGAAUCAAUAGAGUUGCCUGUCGAAUCACACCCCUCAGAUGCUAAACAAGAAUCUGCAACUCAACUGGAUAUUUCACAUGGUUGGGGUUCUCAGAGUUCAAGUUCUGGAGAUUGGAAUAAGAACGAAGCUCAUUGGGGCCAACAGAGUGAAUCACUUGGUAGCUCACAAGUUUGGGGUACAGUGGUGCAAGAGCAAAUAAAGCCUACCAGUUCACUUGGUUGGGGUUCUGAUGCUGGAGAUUGGAAGAAGAAAAAUCGCCCUUCAAAGCCACCUGGAAAAUUUGAUGAUCGAAACGACUGGAAUGCCAGUGGGAUUUUUACUGCAAGUAGACAACGUUUAGAUCUAUUCACAUUUGAGGAGCAAAAUAUUCUUUCAGACGUUGAACCAAUCAUGCAGACGAUAAAAAGAAUCAUGCAUCAAACCAGGUAGUUUUCCUAUCGAUAUCUGUGAAUAAGUUU